Messenger RNA from Mytilus californianus (California mussel), 7775 nucleotides. RefSeq names its product elongation of very long chain fatty acids protein 6-like. Lineage: Eukaryota; Metazoa; Mollusca; Bivalvia; Mytilida; Mytilidae. The record is from RefSeq and is a predicted model, not a curated record. The transcript has a single exon. Gene Ontology annotation, biological process: fatty acid elongation, monounsaturated fatty acid; very long-chain fatty acid biosynthetic process; fatty acid elongation, polyunsaturated fatty acid. Bases 68 to 865 code for a protein of 265 amino acids. Gene Ontology annotation, molecular function: fatty acid elongase activity. Gene Ontology annotation, cellular component: endoplasmic reticulum membrane.
UACACAAACCAACACCCACCACAUUUUUAUGCCGGAGACUGGGUUGUAGGAAAUUGAAAGAAUAAAGAUGGGUGCACAUAAUUAUUCGUAUGUAUUUGAUUUUGAGGAACAAUUCAAUGAAAAUGAAUUUAAUCGAUAUAUGAGAGAACAUUGGACGGACAGCUUUAUUUAUUCAGCAGUCUAUCUGAUAAUUAUUUUUGGAGGAAAGCAUUUUAUGUCAAAACGCCGGCGAUUUGACCUUAGACCCUACCUGGCGACAUGGAGUGGAGGACUGGCGAUUUUCAGUAUUUUUGGAGCCAUUAGAACAGUCCCUGAAAUUAUAUCUGCCAUUAAAAAUCAUAGUCUUGAAUAUUCGAUUUGUGUGCCGUCUUAUUUUGAAGGAGUUACUAGCUUUUGGUGUUUUCUAUUCACCGUAUCUAAGGUGUUGGAACUAGGUGACACUUUAUUUAUAGUGCUACGAAAACAGCCGUUGAUCUUCCUCCACUGGUUUCAUCACAUAACCGUGCUUAUAUAUGUUUGGUACACCUAUCCACAGAAAAUGGCUUCUGGAAGAUGGUUCAUGACCAUGAAUUAUACAGUCCAUUCCAUCAUGUAUUCUUACUAUGCAUUAAGAGCUAUGAGAGUCAAUAUUCCAAAAUGGGUCAAUAUGGGAAUUACUUUCCUUCAACUACUUCAAAUGAUCAUGGGCUUACUUAUUAACAUAUUAGCAUACAGGGUAUUAGACCAAGGAUCCUAUUGUGCGCACAGUUACACUAAUAUACGCUACAGUGUAUUAAUGUACUGCAGUUACUUUGUCCUCUUUGCUCAUUUCUUCUAUACAACAUAUGUUGUACAAAGGCCAAAACAGCAUGUAAAGGAACAGUGAUGAUGUUGACAUUAGAAUCGUGCUGAAGUGUCAAUAUGUGAACUUGACAAACACAUAUUACUCUAUGUUUAAGGUUAAAUGACUUCUACAAAUUCUCACAUGGAGUGACAUAAAUAUUGUAUUGAAGUGAUCACUGAAAUCCUUCUUUAUUGGCAUUAUUUAAAUGAAAUAAUAGUAUCACUUGUUUGUAUUUUAUAAACAUGAUAAAUGUGUAAAUUCAUCUACACAAUUGUUGAACUUGCAUGAUUGAUUGCUGCAUUUUUUUCUAUGACAUUAUUUUUGGGGCAGGGAUUCCUUAAUUAGUUAAAACUACUGAUUUUUUUUUUAGCUCACACAUGUAUCAAUGUAACAGCAACUGGAUAUAAAAAAAAACUAAAAAAAAUUGUAUGUUAAGGGCUAGCUAUAUUUAAUUAAUUGAACUUUGAAAUUUUUUUUCCAAUGUUUCAAAUGUUAACAUAAUCAUGAUAAUUAAAUGCAGAAUUUUAAUUGUGUGGAUAGUAUUUUUUUCAGGGAACUUAUUACAUGCACAUACAUUUUUGUACAUGGAGUAUAUUAUAUCUCUAUCAGUAUUAAUUAAUAAUUCAUUAUAUUGCAAGCCAUAUCUAGUUUUAUCAUUGUGAUAUUCAAACUACAUGUACAAUGUAUAAACAGAUUUGGUACAAAUUGGGAAUUAUUCCCAAAAUAAGCCAACCAAAGGAUAUUUUUCCUUUGUUACUUUGUUCAAACACACAUGACCUGUUUUUCAGUAAUAUGCUGUUAACUUAUCCAAAAGAAAAAAAAAAUUUAAAACUGAAAAUGAAAACAAUGUUAAAAAUCCUGACUCAAAGCAAUAGUUACUAGCCUUAUCCCCCCAAAAAAGGCUUAUUUUAUAGGGAAGACGUCUUAAUUUUUUGAAACUGUAAAAAUGGUAGAAUAAAAUUUAUCUUUUUCUGCACACCAAUUGUAUGCCUUUUUAGGUAUUAAACAAUUAAACUAAAAAACUUUUAUUUUGCACUUUAAAAUUUUCCAUUUUAAGUGUGUUAGAGGGAUAUGUAUACUUAGUUGCUUAUUUUGGAAACAAUUUCUGAUUUGGAGAGGUUGUGUCCAACACAGCGAAGGUGUUCAAGACAUUGUCCUUCAUGUUGUCUCUUUAACCCAGACUCUUCUGCCACCCUCAGUAUGGUUGCACUAUUUCACUCUCAAGUGAAGCAAGAAAAUUUGACCUAUUUAGGAGAGAUAUGCAUGUAUUGUGUAUCAUGGGGCACCAUAAAGGAUAUUGUAAAUGAGCACAUGCCCAGGCCAACCCAAAUAAACUAGUAUACAUGUACAUAUAGUUUUCAUAUAAUUUAUUUGUUUUGAAUUGAGAGUUUUGUUGAUUUAUUUAAUUAAGCUUUAAUAAAUGUGUACAUUUGACUGUACUCACACUUUUUCAUGAUUGUGUGUGUUUAAUGUAAGGACUUAAUAAGUCCUUGUUAUGUGUUUUAACAACAUGUAUGUUGUGUAUUACAUGUAUCAGUGUCCUAGCUAGCUCAAAAAAGAGGUGAGCAGCAGCCCCUGCCCUUUCAGUGCAUCCAUCUGGCCUUAUAGUCCUGCAGUAUGCAUUUUUGUUUUCUAAUGGAAAAUAAAUACUUUCAACGCGAAGAAAAUCAUUUUUUAAACAUCUGGAAAAAUAUUUUAACAACCUCAUAAUGCAUGUAAUAAUCAGCCAAAAAUAUAUGAACUUAUUAAACAUGAUAAAUCUGUCCUUUUUCAGACAAGAACUUGUGCAGAUCUAGAAAUGUCCUUCAUCUUAAAAUAUAUUCAUCUGCUAGCUAGAACACUGAUUAUGAUUUGCAUUUAUCGUUGUUAAUUUCUAAUUAAUUGAUUAGUUUAUUAGUUAUUUACUGUUUUUUAACCAUUUACAUGUAAGUCUACAUUUUGUAAUUACAUGUAUAUGCACUUGGUACUUAUGUUGAGACAAGUGUCCUCAAAAGUUUUUGCUUUUCUUUUAUCUUCUCUGAAACCCCUAAGGUGUAUGCUGCAACAUAUUUUUUGUUGAGAAAAUUAAUUAGUAUGUUCAAAAAAAAUGCAUGAAAGUCAAACUUUUGUUAAGGAUUGUCAGAGGCAGCAAUAUUUUAUGCUCAUGGUACAUGUACACCCUUUUAUUGACAUAAUGUAAUAAAUUCGCUUUAAUUUUUCAUGAUUUUUUGCAUUUGCAUAAGUUCUCCAUUUUCUUGACUGAGGUACAGUUUCAGUCAAGAUAGACAUCAAAAUGUAUAUGUACUCAAAACUUCUGCCUACAUUGAACAUAUAUUUGAUUUUUCAUAAAAGAAAAGAAAAACAAAUAGACCAAAUAUAUAGUAUGUUGCAAAUACAUUACAGAGGUGGGGAUGUGCAGAAAGAAAGGUACAUAAAUGCUGGAAUUCUAGUCAUCCAUAUACCAGGUGCAUGUUGUCAAACAAAUAUUGUAUUCUUGAUAACAAUUAGAUGCGACACAAUAUCAAACAUUGUCAAUCUGGGUUCCGCUAGCCUGGGCAACUCCAAGUUUCUGGGAUUUAACUUUACAUUUUUGUUGAUGAUUUACAUUUAUAAGCUAGUCAUGCUACAAAUGUAGUUUGAUCCUCUAUUUGGAGUGUAUCAAGUCAGUCACAGAAUGGAACUCUCAGAUCCACAUUCAACAUGUUCAAUUUGGAAAUGUAUCAAUUGCACUCAAUUAUAUUGUGAUAUUUUAACUUUCCACAAGGAACUGUUAUUUGCAUACAUUUUUAACAUUAUAUGUACAUGGUCAUGACAGUAGUGUGUAACUUGAACCAUUUGUACAGUUUGAUGCAUGUUUUAUUACAUCGGGUUAAUAUGUAUUUUGAUCAUGUAAUCAUUUUUGACCGGGAACAACUUUAUUAUUCAUAGCAUGUCAGAUUAGUAUACUUGUAAGCCAUUAAUCAUUUAACAUUUUUUAAACUGGGUUUUAAGGCUAUAGUAAUUAAAGUCCUGUACAUAUGAAAACCUUACAUUAGUAAUUAUUUUGUACAACUUUGAGUCAUUAUAUUUUGUAUGUUUUAUGUAGUAACCAAAAAAAUUUUUGCAUGUUUUGUAUCCAAUUCAGUCUAGAAAUCUGGUGACUUGAGGGCAUACAAUACAGAAGCAAGGGUAGAUAAUAUUGCAUCAAAAUAUAACACAUAGUCUUUGCUAAGUUGCUAAAAAUUCACUCGAGUAAUCAAAGUGGUUAUUUGAAUAUAUGGAAAGCAUUUGCAAAGGAAAAAAUCCAUGACAAUGUUUCUUUUUUUAUAGAAUACACUGCAACAUAAUUAAGUGCCAAAAAAGGGAAAUUUUGGGAUCUCCAACAUUAAAAAGUUGGGAUUUCUGAUUUAGCAAAAAAAAAAAAAAGCACAUGGAACCCAAUAUUUUUCUUUUACAAUCGAUUGUGUACUGACUUCUUCAAGAAUGUUAAAUCAAAAUUGCAAAAAAAAAAUCAACGGUAGAUAUUUUUCUGCAUGCAUUGAUGGUGACAAGAAAAUUGUCCAUAUAAUUUCCUGAUUUUACAAAUAUUUCAUGGCAUACAACUUAAUUUUUGGGACUUACUUGAAAUCCUAUGAACUAAUUAGGAGACAAUUUGCAAAAAAAAAUGGUUGGAAAUAUCUCUUUUUCUUUUUAGUUAUUUUUUUGGAAAAGAGUUGAAAUAUGCCUAUGUUGUAAAUUUGUAUUUUUACAUGAAAUCUGCAAAAAUCAAACUGAAAUAUCUCAAAAAGUUAGUCAUAAAGUAUAUUUUUCUUUGCAUAUUUUCGUGCAUGCAUGUCAAAAAGAAAAAAAUCAAUCAUGGAUCUCUUCUGUAUCCUAUGCUCUUAACGGGCAUUCUAAAGGGAAAGGAUUUAAAUUUGUAUGGAAACAACAACAAACAUAAAAUGAAAGAUAUUUUAACCCAAAAUUGUUAGGUUCUUUGAGUAAAGAACAAGAAUUAGAACAUCUUGAAUGUAAAAGAUUGCACUUGUAGGUAAUUUUAGGGAAAUACUGUAUUAUUUUCUAAGAAAGGAAUUAUUUAUUGUGAUAUUUUAACUGUUUUAUGUUCGAUGAUAAAUAGAUGUGUCUGAAACACAUAUAGAUAUAUAACACAGAGUUUAUAAGCAAUUGGUACAAGUACAUAACUAGCACUGUCAAUUAUUAGUUAGUUGUUGUAAAGAUAUUUUUUCCCCAAAAAGUUUAAAUAGAUACAAUGUAUGUACCUUAUCUAAAUUGAAUUGGGCUCGAUUAAAACUUUUAAUGGCAUUUCAUUUACAUGUACAUUGUAGUAAUAUAAAAUCAUUUAUCUUAGAUAAAAUAUGUAACAUUUCACAGUAUUAUAUUUGCUUUCAUUAUUCUUUAAUUAUCUAUCAUGGUAAGAUGCUAAAAUAGACAUUAAUAUGUAUACACAUCCUCUGCAAUUCACUCUUGCUCCUUAUAUCUAGAAUGAACUUCCUGGUUAUUAAAAAAGGUUUUUGAAAACUUAGUUUUAUUAGAAUUUUUAUUAUUUAACCAUACAUUUUGAAUGGAAAUGAUGAAUUUAAGGGAAAUGUGAGGAAAUGUUCUUUGAGACUAUGUAUCAGAUUUAAUGCCUACAUAUGCGUUCAAUUACACACCAAAAAGAUGGAUUUUGGCACAAAAAGGUGACGAGUACAUUAUAAGAAUUAGUUUGAGAAAGUGAGGGGGAUUUUUUGUUUUAAAUAGUAUCACACAUAUCAAUUCCCUUUAUUUCAAAUAUCCAGUACAUAUGUAUUAAUCUAAUUGAUAUUAACAUGAUUAAUGAAUUUUUAUUCUUACUUUAUUUUUGCUUCAGUAAGUGCAUUUCAGGAAAACUGCCAUAAUUGCCUAGUGUUUUUGGGGGGUUGUUUUUGUUUGCAUGUUUUUGUUAAUUUUUUAGAUAUUCAUGUAUUCAAGUCUUACCCAAAACACUUUUGACUACCGGUACAAGAUGUUUUUUUUUUUACAUGACUACAAAUGUGAUAAAUGCAUGUCUUUUUGGCAUGCUCGAUUUGCUCUAAAGCUGAUGGCUGUAAAUUGUUAAUGGCCUUUUAUUUGAAUCCAAAGAAUGCAUCAGCAAUUAUAGAAUAUAUUUGAACUGUAAAGAUUCAUACAAGUAGAGACAUGAGUGGUAAUAAUGUAAUAAUACCUUAAAAUGUUUUCUUGGACAAGCAUCUGCUACAUAGACAACUUUUUAUUGUUUACAUUUUCCUGUACAUUUCUGAUUUCACAAUGCUUAUGUUAUUACAUCACAGUGAGAGUAGAUUGUUCAAUGAUGACAAUUACACCAAUUGACCCCGGGUUUGAACAUUCUAUUUAAAACAAGGGACUUAAUCUGGUGAUUUGCAUAACAUUUAACAAAAUAUUUUCUGUAAUUUAAAAUUUCAUAUUUGUAGCUAAUCAUUUGAGGUACGGUACAUAUUAAAAUAUAAUGUAUUUUUUAAAUCUUACAAUGACAUUUAUAACCUUUUAUUUUUGGCAAAAAAACAUGGAUUUAGAAAUCUUUCACCUUAAGAUUUUGGGGUUUUUUAAAAGUUGAUCUGUAUUAAUUCACCAUAAAAUGUUACUAUCAUUUUACAUUGACAUUAAAAGAUGACUGCAGUAGUAAGAUCUGUUAAAAGUAACUUAAAUAAGGACAUAUUACAUGUAUACUUUUAAAAUGGCCUAGUAACCUGACUGACAAGGUGUACUUUGAAGUUGUGAACUUUAAUUUUAUCACAUAUCUGUUUGUUUUAUGAUAAUAUACUCAUCAAUGAUUGAAUUUUGUUCAAGGUCGUUUGGUGUAAAAUUAUUGACAGAACUCUGAACCUCAGGAAUGUAGAAAUUGUUAUGUCCAAAAUAUUAAAACUCUUAAUUGAUUAUAUAUUUUAGUUUGCACUAGUUAUUUUCAAUAUUUUAUUACUUCGAAUUGCUUGUUUGGUAUUUGUAAAGUAUUGUAACAGUAUAGCAUGAUUUUGCUUCCAAUAUUACAAAGUGUUAACAAAGAUUAGACAUGUGACCUCUGGUCAUCCACCUCUAGCUAUACCAACAGAGAUAGAUAAACAAUGUCAUGAAUGUAGAAGUAUAUGCCCCAUAAUUUAUUUUCCUAUUUUAAUUGGACAAAUUAGUUUUAUGUAUAUUUUGUAUUCUAAACUUUCCAGUAUAUUGUUUUGCCAGGGUAAAUUAAGAUUAUUUUGUUGAAUGCUGUAGUUAGUGUAAAAGCUCUCACACUUAAGUAUAAAUGUAUUGUAAACAUUGUUGUGCAAAUUGUAAUCUUUUCAUGCACUAAAGUACCUAUAUAUAUGUGUGUGAGAUAGGACUUUUCCUUUCUGAAAGUGGUUUGAGCAUUUUACCCCAAGUCCAAUGCUUUUAAAUCAUUUUAUCACAAACAUAUGAUAAAGUGGAUAUUCAGAGACUAAUCUCACAGAAAGAUAUUGGGGAAAAUACCUGGGUUUUUUUUCCAGAAUAUUAUCUCCCUUUAAUAUGAGACAAAGCGUUAAACCUUCAUAAAAGAACAUUUGUAUUUUGUCCUAUCUCUUGUUAACUACACACAUUGUUUGCUUCAGUGUUUGCUGCUUUGUCUAGUUCGUAAAUGCAAUGUACAAUAUUGAAAUGUUCUAUCAUAUUCAUUAAAAACAUUUCCAAUAAUGUUCUUUUACCAAAAAUUCUAUAUAUAUAUUGCUUUAAAUGUGCUUUAGAUAUUUCUGUUGAAUUUAAUGCUUUUAAUCACUCAUUAUUUUCAUUAUUUUUAUAGAAAAAUAUCUUUUUAUACUUUUAUUCAACAAUGUCUUUAACUGUUGUCCAUUUUAUCUGUGCAAAUGUUAUAUUACCACAAUGAAGUGCUAGUUUACAAUCUUUAAACAGUUAUAUGAUGCUAAUUGGCCAUAAAAUGUGUUCCAUACAAUCUUUAUUUAUUGUCACUUACUUUGCCAAUUAAUAUUAAAGGUACAGUAUUAGUACUGUGUUGUUUUAGUAAUGUUAA